Molecule: messenger RNA, 966 nt
Organism: Puma concolor (puma)
Lineage: Eukaryota; Metazoa; Chordata; Mammalia; Carnivora; Felidae
Product: olfactory receptor 1N2-like
Biological process (GO): G protein-coupled receptor signaling pathway
Cellular component (GO): membrane
Molecular function (GO): G protein-coupled receptor activity; olfactory receptor activity
Source: RefSeq, a predicted model, not a curated record
AUGGGAAAACCAAGCAGAGUGAACCAAACUGCUAUUUCAGACUUCUUCCUUCUAGGACUCUCUGAGCAGCCAGGGGAGCAACCUCUCCUAUUUGGCGUUUUUCUGGGCGUGUACCUGUUCACCAUGACAGGGAACCUGCUCAUCAUCCUGGUCAUCAACUCUGACCCACACCUUCAUACUCCCAUGUACUUCUUCCUGGCAAACUUAUCAUUAACUGAUGUCUGUUUCACCUCUGCUUCAAUACCCAAAAUGCUGGCCAACAUUCAUACCCAGAGUUGGACCAUCUCCCAUUCUGGUUGCCUUGCACAGCUGUAUCUCCUCCUUGUGUUUGGUGGCCUCGACAACUGCCUUCUGGCUGUGAUGGCAUAUGACCACUAUGUGGUCUACUGUCAGCUACUCCAUUACAGCACAGCUAUGAGUCCCCAACUUUGUGCACUAAUGCUGGGUGCUAACCAACUGCCCAUGUGCUGGGUGCUAACCAACUGCCCUGCCCUGGUGAACACACUGCCUCUGACCCGUGUGGCCUUCUGUGCCCACAAAGCCAUCCCUCACUUCUACUGUGAUCCUAGUGCUCUACUGAAGCUUGCCUGCUCAGAUACCCGCAUUAAUGAGCUGAUGAUCAUCACCAUGGGCCUGAUGUUCCUCACGGUUCCCCUCAUGCUGAUUGUCCUCUCCUAUGUCCACAUUUCCUGGGCUAUGUUUGGCGUCUCAUCUCCUGGAGGGUGCUAGAAAGCCUUCUCUACCUGUGGUUCUCACCUCACAGUGGUUCUGCUGUUCUAUGGAUCUCUUAUGGGUGUUUAUUUAUUUCCUCCAUCAACUCACUCUGCAGAAAGUCAAAGCAGGGAUGCCAUUCUCUAGGUGAUUAUCCCCAUGCUAAAUCCAUUCAUCUAUAGCUUGAGGAACAGAGAUAUGAAGGAGGCCUUGCGUAAACUAUUUGGCAAUUGAAAAACAUUCCUCUCACCAUGA